Messenger RNA from Plodia interpunctella (Indianmeal moth), 1460 nucleotides. RefSeq names its product Cyclin-dependent kinase 5 (gene Cdk5). Bases 104 to 1000 code for a protein of 298 amino acids. The transcript has 2 exons. Gene Ontology annotation, biological process: axonogenesis; neuron apoptotic process; synaptic vesicle transport. The record is from RefSeq and is a predicted model, not a curated record. NCBI's taxonomy places the organism in Eukaryota, Metazoa, Arthropoda, Insecta, Lepidoptera, Pyralidae. Gene Ontology annotation, cellular component: nucleus; cytoplasm. Gene Ontology annotation, molecular function: ATP binding; cyclin-dependent protein serine/threonine kinase activity.
GUGUCAGUCAGGUCAGCAGUCAGUAGACAUAAAAACCCCAAACAAUCGAUUUUGCGAUAUUGUUGAAAAAUAGUUCGUAUUGUAUUAAUCAUUCUCUAAAAUUAUGCAGAAAUAUGAAAAACUCGAAAAAAUUGGAGAAGGUACAUAUGGAACAGUUUUUAAAGCCAAAAAUAAAGAAACACAUGAGAUAGUAGCCCUCAAACGAGUGAGGUUAGACGACGACGAUGAAGGCGUUCCAUCAUCAGCUUUACGUGAAAUAUGCUUACUUAAAGAGCUUAAACAUAAAAAUAUUGUUCGUUUGUACGACGUACUACAUAGUGAAAAGAAGCUGACACUUGUGUUUGAACACUGUGACCAAGACUUGAAGAAGUACUUUGAUAGCCUCAAUGGAGAGAUAGAUUUGGAUGUUGUGAAGUCAUUUAUGUAUCAACUACUUCGGGGACUUGCUUUCUGCCACAGCCACAAUGUUCUUCACCGAGAUUUAAAGCCCCAAAACUUGUUGAUCAAUAAAAAUGGUGAAUUAAAGUUGGCAGAUUUUGGGUUGGCCAGAGCAUUUGGGAUUCCUGUGAAAUGUUAUUCUGCUGAGGUGGUCACCCUAUGGUAUAGGCCUCCCGACGUUCUUUUCGGAGCCAAAUUGUAUACAACUAGUAUAGAUAUGUGGUCAGCAGGCUGUAUAUUUGCUGAGUUAGCCAACUCUGGACGCCCAUUGUUCCCAGGUUCUGAUGUUGAUGAUCAGCUGAAAAGAAUUUUUAAAUUAUUGGGGACUCCUAAUGAGGACACCUGGCCAGGAGUGACUCAGCUGCCUGACUACAAGCCCCUGCCUGUUUACCAACCCAGCCUUGGACUAGCCCAAGUUGUCCCACGUCUGCCCGCAAGAGGCAGGGACCUACUAUCUCGCCUCCUCACUUGCAACCCAGCUUUACGGAUGCCGGCUGAUGAUGCCAUGGCCCAUGCUUACUUCCAUGACUUGAACCCAUCAGUCAAGAAUGAUCGAUGUUAACAAUCAAUUCAACCAUACAAAUGCACCUCAGAACUAUUAUUUUGUGAUAAAAAUGAAGAUGAGGUGCAGGAGUGUUGUGAUGAAGACACUUAGACCUAAAAAUAAGGACAGUGAUUUGUUUUAGAGCCUAUAUUAAUUAGGCAAUAAGCAAUUUGAAUUGGCAAAAAUCUGCUCAAUAUAAGUUUAUGUUCAUCCUUUUAUUACUACUUACAUAAUAGAUAAAUAAUGAUAAGCUGUAUGAUAUUUAAUAUUAUUUAUUUUGUAAAUUAUAAAUUCAACUCAUACUUUAAUUUUACCAUUGAGUUUUGCUCAUAUUGAUCUCAUAAAUAACAUAAUGAUGUUGUUAGGAAUUUGUAUUUUAAUGGGGUUCUUGUAACCAAAGCACCAAGAAGGUGUAUGAUAAGUCUUAACAUUAAGAAAAAAGUUUUUUAGUAUGUGCAAUAAAUAUUUGUGAAAUUGU